Cavenderia fasciculata is the source of this 297-nucleotide messenger RNA. RefSeq names its product LSM domain-containing protein (gene lsm5). The coding region runs from base 1 to 297 and encodes 98 amino acids. Gene Ontology annotation, cellular component: U6 snRNP; U4/U6 x U5 tri-snRNP complex; Lsm1-7-Pat1 complex. Gene Ontology annotation, molecular function: RNA binding. The record is from RefSeq and is a predicted model, not a curated record. The transcript has 3 exons. NCBI's taxonomy places the organism in Eukaryota, Evosea, Eumycetozoa, Acytosteliales, Cavenderiaceae. Gene Ontology annotation, biological process: mRNA splicing, via spliceosome.
AUGUCAACCGAAGUUGCAUCACCUCCAACCUCUAAUACACCAACCACUCAAAUACUACCAUUAGAAUUAAUAGAAAAAUGUAUAGGAUCUAGAAUUUGGAUUUGUAUGAAGAAUGAGAAAGAGUUUGUUGGUACCCUUUUAGGUUUCGAUACUUAUGUUAAUAUUUUCCUUAAAGAUGUUAUUGAAUAUGAAAAUACACCAGAAGGAACAAAACAAAUUAAAUUAGAAUAUAUCUUGUUAAAUGGAAAUCAUGUUUGUUUGGUAAUUUAUCGAUCAUCUGUCAUCAUCAUUGAUUGA